Messenger RNA from Rhinocladiella mackenziei CBS 650.93, 879 nucleotides. RefSeq lists its product as uncharacterized. Bases 1 to 879 code for a protein of 292 amino acids. Gene Ontology annotation, molecular function: protein binding. The transcript has a single exon. Lineage: Eukaryota; Fungi; Ascomycota; Eurotiomycetes; Chaetothyriales; Herpotrichiellaceae. The record is from RefSeq and is a predicted model, not a curated record.
AUGUCGACCCCCCAAGAUGCCCCGCCAACGUACGCACAGGCGACCGGCUCCUCCACCACAUCCUCAAGACCUCAAACAUCGCACCUCGAAGUCCCUCAGGAGAAAAAUGGGAUCCCCAUCGAAGCCCGCCGGUCCAUGGAAGACCUCCAACGACCGCUACCCGAGGGCUGGGUCCGCCAAUACGACCCCAAGGAGAAUCACCAAUUCUUCGUGAAUACCAAGGUUGACCCUCCCAAAUCAUACUGGGAGCACCCGCUAGACAUUCCCGAAGUUCUUAGCAGUCUAAGCACAGAAGAACGCGAAAGAUUACAAGACGAAGAGAACCAAAUGAGAAAAUCUGCCACACCCCACUCCGCCGAACUCUCCGCAGACGAAAGCCACCCCAGCGGCGGCCAGAAACCAUUCCCGCCUCUCCCGGAACGACCGUCUACCUCGCAACAACCCGAUACGCAGAAGAAGAGCUUUGGAGAAAAACUGAAGGACAAAGUCACGGGCACCACGCACGAUGAGCGUGUCCAGAAUCGGGCCCAAAGAGAAGCCGAGGAGCGCCAGUAUUAUGAAGCACAUGUCAGAUUCAGGCAGGCCAUGCAACGAGCACAGAUAACGGGUCAACCGCAAUGGUUCGCCAAAGACAGAGACGGCAAGGACAUCUACAUCGAACCUCCCGGUGGCCCGGCCUUUGGCUACAGAGGUUAUGGGCCGAGAGGAUAUGGAGUAAAUCCCUACGCGAGCGGUCCCUACGCGGAUCCCAACGCAAGAUUCAUUCGACCUGGCUAUCCCUACAACCGUCCCUAUGGCCCGACCUAUGGUGGCGGAUACGGACUCCCGGUGGCAGGAGGUCUGUUGGGUGGCCUUUUGCUCGGUGGCUUGUUGUUCUAA